Messenger RNA from Beta vulgaris subsp. vulgaris (sugar beet), 1133 nucleotides. RefSeq names its product probable carboxylesterase 120. Lineage: Eukaryota; Viridiplantae; Streptophyta; Magnoliopsida; Caryophyllales; Amaranthaceae. Gene Ontology annotation, molecular function: hydrolase activity. The record is from RefSeq and is a predicted model, not a curated record. The transcript is spliced from 2 exons. The coding region runs from base 57 to 1133 and encodes 358 amino acids.
GAUGAUAAUAAAGAACUUUUAGUAGUUAGUAAUCCAAAUUGCAAAAACUUUAUAAAAUGAGAAAUUUCACUACCAAAACAAAGAUAACAUUUGCCAUUUUCUUACUCAUUUCCCUAGUCUCAAUCCAAUACUACAAAGAUCAAAAUCAUAAAUCCUCAAAAAAAAUGUCACUACCUAAUCAAAUUAUUGAUCCUUAUCAACAUCUUCACAUAAUCCCAAACCCAAACGGUACAAUCACUCGUCUUACAGAAUUCUAUCCCAGCAUUCCUCCCUCAGUUAGCUCAUCUCUUACACUCUCCAAAGAUGUUUCCAUGAACUCGAAUAAUGGAACUUGGGUUCGAAUCUUCCUUCCCCGAACUGCCAUUAACGGGUCACACCCUCCCAAUAGAAAACUCCCUAUCGUGGUGUUUGCUCAUGGUGGGGGGUUCAUCCUCCACAGUGCAGCUUCCCCUGUUUUUCACAAUUUUUGCUCCGAGUUGACGAGUCAACUCACCGUGUUGGUCAUCUCGGUUGAGUAUCGACUCGCUCCCGAGUCACGUCUCCCAGCUGCAUACGACGACGUCUUGGAAUUACGUUGGGUGAAAGAAGGUAAAGAUGAUUGGGUAAAAGAGCACGGUAAUUUUUCGAGGUGCGUUCUGAUGGGACAGAGUGCAGGGGCUAAUAUUGUGUAUAAUGCUGGAUUGAAGGCAUUAGAUCAGGUCAAUGAUUUGAGACCGUUGACCAUCAUGGGUUUGAUCUUGAUCCAGCCGUUCUUUGGUGGGCUUGAUAGAACCGGAUCGGAGGUUAGAUUGGUCAAUGACCCGUAUUUGCCACUUGUGGUCAAUGAUUUGACAUGGGACCUUGCAUUGCCCAUUGAAGCCGACCGCGGUCAUGAGUUUUGUGAUCCAAUAACCCGUGGAGGAUCCAAUAAAUUAAGUCUAUUUAAUGAUAUGGGCUGGCGGGUUGUGGUAGUGGGUUGUGAUGACGACCCUCUUUUGGAUCGACAAGUAGAAUUGGUUAAAUUGUUUGAGAGCAAAAGUGUUAUUGUAAAUUUCACAAUUAGCGAUGGAGGUCAUCAUGGUGUAUUUGCAUCUGACCCUAUCAAACGUAGUGAAUUGUUUGUGAUUUUAGAAAAGUUUCUAGGGAAUUUGUAA